AAUUCAAGAUGAAAAUCGUUGUGGUGUUAGCGGUUGUUUGCGCUGCAUUAGCCAGCCCGGUUGAUUACUAUACGACAGCUGAUGAUAACCUGGAUAUGAACGCCGUGAUAAACGAUUCAGGGAAGCUCAAAGCCAUGACUGACUGCUUCUUGGAUAGAGGCUCUUGUGAUGAUGUUGCAAUGAGUUACAAAAAAAUAAUUCCUGAUAGCAUGAAGGACUCGUGCUCGCGUUGUAACGACGCUCAGAAACAUUUGGCCAAUGUAUACCUUAAAGGUUUACUCGAAAAAGUUCCAGACGACCACGAGAAAUUCAAGAACAAAUUUGACCCUGACGGAAAAUACUUGAGCAAAUUCAUGGAUGCUAUUAAAGACCAUUAA
This is a messenger RNA of Pieris rapae (cabbage white), 377 nucleotides long. Its product is annotated as allergen Tha p 1-like. Lineage: Eukaryota; Metazoa; Arthropoda; Insecta; Lepidoptera; Pieridae. Bases 9 to 377 code for a protein of 122 amino acids. The transcript is spliced from 2 exons. The record is from RefSeq and is a predicted model, not a curated record.